UCAAUGAAGUUUAAGGUUUAAGCGCAUCGGUUAUCUUGAAUAGGUUUAUUUACAAUUCGUUUGGGAAAUAUUGUAUUGAUUGGAAUACUUAUCGUGAUAUGUCAUAUAUUUUAACAUGCUGCAUAUGAUAUUAAAUUUGGCGAUACUACUUUUCAAUGUCAUAAUAUAAACGGAUGAAAGUUCUUUAACUUAAUUUGUGACUUCUACCAACGAUACUUAUAUGCGAGUGAUUAGUUAAACAACUGAACAUGUGUCCGCUUAUUGUAUUUCGUUAAAGAUGGACAAGAGCAUUGGUCAUUGUGAAAUACUACAGCACGUUAAUGGCAACCCGUUUUUCAAUUGUGUAUGAAGGGGAGCACGAGGAAAUAUGUCAGUGCGUGCACGAGCUUCAGGUCACGCUGGAGGUGCACGGAAAAUGGGUGAAAACGGAAAAGCUACAAGACUGGAACGACAAAGACGAGCAUGUGCAAACUGUCUUGUUCGUCGCGGAUGCCGAGAGAGAAGACUUCCAUACAAAGGUCCGGGGGAAGUUUGUGAAGACCUAUAAGAACAGCUAUGUCGUGUUGACCUAUCCGCUUGAACUGGAGCAAGAAGUGAAGAGGUCACUGAAACAUAUCAAGACUGAAUUAAAAGAAGCGAUUAACAAGUCAGCAGAAGGCAGCCGGACAUCUGAUGAUGUGAAUAACGCUUUAGCCAGGAUCGAAAAAGUGACUAAUAUUACAAAUGUGUCGUCUUGGCUACCGAAAAUUCUCAGAGAAGUCUGUAAACCUCCGAAGAAUACGCCCUCAGCAAAAAAGGAAUUUGCAGUGUUUUUCAAGAUUAACUUAGAUUCGGAAGCAGAAAUGGCUUGGUUUGGUGAACAACGAACCAUAUUGGAGAAGGUAUUUGAGCUCAGCUGUCGUUAUGACAACGGAGAAGUUGAUGAAGACCGUUACAUCAAAUAUUCCACGUGUGUUGCCAUGUUUGUCCAAUCCAGCAUAAACUUCAGUGACAGUCUAAACCAAGGCAAUUUGGAUAAAAUUAAUGAAGAAAAAAUCAAAUGCAUCUCUACGAUGAGAACAAAGUGCGAGGCUGCCGGAUGUACGCUGCUGGUCUUUCUGAGCGAAUCCAACAAGAAUUUGGAAACACAGCUGGAGGUUGACCUUGCCAUGACUCUGGAAGGCACAAAUGGACUGACGUCAUACUGGCUCUGCCUCCUCAACGUCCUUGGACAAGUGAACGUUGUAAGGCAGCCAGAUCAGACAUUAUACUCUGAUGUCUGUUAUGAACAGCCAGCCAGCCGUUUUAACCCUGAACGUGAACGUUACAAGAACGUGUUUUCUCAGGUGUCUAGUCAACCCGCAACAAACAUACCAGGUCUGGAGCGGACUCUAACACUCUCGGGUAUCCAAGCUCCCAAAAAAACCGACUUGAUGCCUGGUCUCACUUUCCGGUGGGGAAAUGGUACUUCUGGUCAUCAUAGCAACGUCGACGGUGUAUAUCCGCUGAGGCGGCUAGCUUGUUGCAGCCGUUGGCACUAACUUAUCAGUUAGAAGACUCAUAUUUAUUAUAUACAAGCUAUGUCUGAAUUUUUAA
Mya arenaria is the source of this 1575-nucleotide messenger RNA. RefSeq lists its product as uncharacterized. NCBI's taxonomy places the organism in Eukaryota, Metazoa, Mollusca, Bivalvia, Myida, Myidae. The record is from RefSeq and is a predicted model, not a curated record. Bases 321 to 1520 code for a protein of 399 amino acids. The transcript has 4 exons.